Messenger RNA from Fusarium pseudograminearum CS3096, 1719 nucleotides. RefSeq lists its product as uncharacterized. Bases 1 to 1719 code for a protein of 572 amino acids. Gene Ontology annotation, molecular function: oxidoreductase activity; copper ion binding. The transcript has 3 exons. NCBI's taxonomy places the organism in Eukaryota, Fungi, Ascomycota, Sordariomycetes, Hypocreales, Nectriaceae. The record is from RefSeq and is a predicted model, not a curated record.
AUGCACAGUAUCGCCUUAUAUUCGCUUCUCUGUCUUGCCUUGACUUCAUGUUCGAAUGCUCUGCCUGGGCCUGUUGCUCGAAUCCAGCGGAAAGGGCCAUGUUCUGGCAAUACGCCCUCUACUCGCAAUCAAUGGUGUGGAUAUGACAUUCACAGCGAUUAUUACUCUGUCAUUCCUGAUACUGGUAUAACAAGAGAAUACUGGCUGGAAAUCAGUGAGAUCGUCUUUACUCCCGAUGGAAUCCCACGAUUCGCCCAGGCUAUCAAUGGGACUGUACCCGGCCCGACGAUAUUUGCCGACUGGGGAGACAAUGUUGUGGUUCACUUGACGAGCAACCUCAAGACUUCGACCAAUGGCUCAUCCUUUCACUUCCACGGCACUCAUCAAAACUAUACGAACCCCCAGGAUGGCGUCGUUGCUAUCACCCAGUGUCCUACAGCCCCUGGCUCGUCGACAACAUACAAAUGGCGAGCUACUCAGUACGGCACUUCAUGGUAUCAUUCCCACUUUGGCCUUCAGACUUAUGAUGGUGUCUACGGCGGCUUGAUCAUUCGUGGUCCAGCAAGCGCCAACUACGACGAGGACGUUGGAACCAUCAUGCUCAGUGAUUGGUCUCAUCGAACUGUCAAUGAAAUUCUGCCUGAAGUCCAGCGGAAGGGUCCUUACCCGAUGGACAAUGUCCUUAUUAACGGCACCAACACAUACAACAAGGAAGGCGAAAAAAAUCAGACUGGCGAAAGGUUUAGACUGGACUUUGAAGAGGGCAAAACAUAUCGACUGCGUCUUGUCAACACUGGCAUCGAUACUCUCUAUAAAUUCUCCAUUGAUCACCAUACUCUCAAGGUUAUUGCUGUGGAUUUUGUUUCUAUCGAGCCAUAUGAGACUGACCAUGUCAACAUCGCAAUUGGCGAACGCAUGGAUAUUCUCGUUACCGCCAACCAAGCUUCAAAGGCAUCGUCUUUUUGGCUCCGCGCCCUUCCUCAGCUCGACUGCACCAAGAACGCCAACCCACAAAACGCCUUGGGGGUUGUAUCAUACUCUUCCAACAGUUCGACACCUACGACAAAAGGACGAAAAUAUGUUGAUCACUGCGAAGAUGAGCCCUACGAAAGUAUCGUGCCUGUCGUUCCUCAUACCGUCGGACCCCCUGACAUGGAAGUCGUCGAGAAUGCCAACCGAUCCUGGAAUUCAGAUGGCAUUAUCAAGUGGUCCCUCAAUAGUACCACCAUGAUUGCCGAAUGGGACAACCCUUCACUCCUUAAGCUCGGCCACAAUGUCUCAUUCACCGAGUCCAACGCCGUAAUUCAUGUCCCAAAAAAGGACGCAUGGGUCUACCUCGCUAUUGAGACGGAACUCGACAUUUCCCACCCGAUCCAUCUACACGGCUUUGACUAUCACAUUCUCGCCCAGGGUGUUGGGCCGUAUGGUUCUAACGUCACACUCAAAACAGACAAUCCACCGCGCCGUGAUACUGCCCUCCUACCUGCCAAGGGGCAUUUGGUGAUUGCCUUCCUGACGGAUAAUCCAGGCGUAUGGCUCAUGCACUGUCACAUCGGGUGGCAUGCUGCUGAAGGUUUUUCGAUGCAAUUUGUUGUACGAGAGGAUGAGAUCCCUGGCUUGGUAUCAGACCAGGAACAUGAGGAUAUGGAGAAGGGCUGCAAGGCGUGGCAUGACUUUUCGCACAAAAUGGAGAUGGAGCAAGAUGAUUCAGGCAUUUGA